This is a messenger RNA of Daphnia carinata, 3094 nucleotides long. It is a transcript of the gene Kank, whose product is annotated as KN motif and ankyrin repeat domain-containing protein 2-like. The record is from RefSeq and is a predicted model, not a curated record. Gene Ontology annotation, biological process: negative regulation of actin filament polymerization. Gene Ontology annotation, molecular function: protein binding. NCBI's taxonomy places the organism in Eukaryota, Metazoa, Arthropoda, Branchiopoda, Diplostraca, Daphniidae. Gene Ontology annotation, cellular component: cytoskeleton; cytoplasm. The transcript is spliced from 14 exons. Bases 280 to 2895 code for a protein of 871 amino acids.
CAUUAUUCAUUCCUCGCUCUUUGACAUAUCGCCAACCACCACACCAACACAAGAGAGUGAGGAACACCUGUUAGAUGGUUAUGUACAUCAAAGGUGUCUACAAAGCUGAACAAUCAGCUGCCGCUUUCUCCUGAAGUGACAGAGGAUGUAGUCCUAGUUUUCUCCUCGAUUGCGAUUUUUUACCCACCACACCCGUUUGUUAGUUGAGAUGCUAGCGGUGGAUGAGUGAACACCGAUAUUUUGACUUCUCGAAUCCUGUAAUCGUCCGAUCAAACAAGAAUGGGUUUGGGUAAUGUGAAUGACACACCCUCGCCGAUGCCACGUCCCUGUAGGCCUAGCACAUUGUUUGUUUCCUCUAACAAUAACCAGUCUCACAGCUCAAACAAUGAAGUCGGAUGCCAUUGUUGUCCAUAUGGCUUCCACAUUGAUCUGGACUUUGUUCGCUUCUGUGAGUCAUUGUCCACUGGUGAACACCUCAAACAGAAGAGAGAGGAGAGACGUACUAGGAGGUUGCAGUGUAAUUCCAUGGAAGUCUUGUUGGGACUUACCACUCCAUCCUAUACAUCUGUGUUAGUUUCUUCAUCUCUACCUCCAAUCAUCGAUGUUCCGCGAGAAUCUGAAAGCCUAGGAGCUACGCUAGAUUCACGCAGCAGGCCCUCAAGAGAACUUAAUCGUGCCGUUGAUGACUUUGAAGCAACCUUCUCGCAAUCUUCUCGCCAUUCUCGAUCUUCCCAAAUCUCCUGCUUUGCUGAUAUAAUUUUUAAUUCCACAAGUUCAUUAGCCAAGGACAGUGAUGCCGAUUACUCCUUCGAGAUCAAGAAUGAAGCUCUUCAGUCGGUCCGUGGUCAGAUGGCUGCCAGUCUCGAAAAAUUGCGCGAGCUGGAGCAACAGGUCAAGCUCAUCCCAGUGCUACAGGUCAAAGUUUCAGUUUUGCAGGAAGAGAAACGUCAAAUGGCCCUUCAGUUACAAGAACUGAAAAACAAACUCAUUCGCGGAACAGGUCCGCUGAAAAAGGACAUGGGUGUUGGCACGUUUUCAAAUACGCUAAAAGACGGCGUAUCCCAAACAGAAAACUGGAUCAAGUCUAUGUCUAGCAAGAUGAUUCAAACAUUUUUGCAGCCGCUGACCGAAUCCGGGACGCAGACAAUUACGGAUGCUAAUGCCAACAAGUUGAUUGCAUCCAAAAUCUCACAAUUUGUUCAAGUCAGCAUGCCCAUGGCACAGGAAAUGGUGCCUCGAGGAAAUGCUGAGACACAAACAGAUCGAGAUUUGCAAGUUCUCCACCCGCCUCCAAUUACUUACCGUCCCAUAGUGUUCCAUCGACAUGUCCAAACUCAAGGGGAAGAAAAAGUCGUUCCGUCGUUUCCUCCCCCGGCACCGAAACCGAUUGUCUUGCACCGUCAAGUUCAAACGGACCGGGAACCAAUUCCUAGAACCAUCCAAUCAUCUCAGUCACCUACGUUACGUAGACCGAACGUAUUUCAUCGUCAGGUUCAAACAGAUUCUAGUCUCCUGGUUGCAACGAAGCAGGAGGGCUUUACAAUUGAUCGUCAUCAACAAAGAAAGUCGAUUGCUAUCGGCGAUGGCGCCAUUAACGAUGUUAUUUGCGAUCGUUGCCUUAACCUGAGAACACGACAUGUAUCCUGUGGAACCACAGAUCUCAUCCGCCCUGCCUCUGGUGUCAAUGUAGCUACGCAGUCGUACUCCGUUUGUCAGGAAUGUGAGGCACGGUCCAAAAUUGAUGCAGUGGAAACCAUUGAUCAAGAAAUUCAAACCAACGAUAGCUGCUUUAAUAGUCCGAGGUUGUCUCGAGUUUCUCGAUUGGGAGAAGGCACUUUUCCUCCUGUUCCUCAAGCCAAUGAAAGCUUAUUGCAGAAGGCAAAUCUCGAGCCCACAAACAGUCGCCUUCAGUCUGAAUCAGAGUCGGAAAGUUCCAGAGAAGACGACGAAAGUGAUUUGGGUUCGGAUGAGUCUGUAAGAGAGGAAGAAGACGAAGAAGAAGAUGAUGACGAAAACGAAAGAUUAGAACCGAUUCUUGAACCGGCUAAGCCCCGUAUAAGGGUGGAGCCCACAAUGGAGAUGAAAGCCGCCCUCAAGGUGUUAAAUGACUCGAUCCAUCGUCCACAAAGAGGAAGCUCCAAAUUGCUGGUCAAUGCCAUCGAAAUUGUACGACGCGAAUGGAUUCAGGUUUCCAGCACAAAGGAGGCUGACGCUCACUCGGUUGAAGAUUACAUGGAUUAUAUCGAAUCUUUAAGUAUGGCUUUGCUUGAACGAGUGGCAAAUCUGUCGGAUAAUAACGGCAAUACUUCUUUACAUUACGCAGUCUCGCAUAGCCAAUGGGACAUUGUUAGCCUUCUACUGGACUCAAAGGUGUGCUAUCCGCAGUUGCGAAAUAAAGCUGGUUACAGCCCACCCAUGUUGGCAGCUUUAGCUCAGCCAAACAACAAUACCGAAUCCCAAGUACUUCAGCGCCUCUUCUCCCUUUGUGACGUUAAUUCUAAAGCAACUCAGCAUGGUCAAACGGCUUUGAUGCUAUCGGUUAGCCAUGGAAGAGUAGAGGUGGUUCGUCUUCUACUUGCGGCAGGGGCUGAUGUUAAUGUUCAAGAUGCGGAUGGUUCAACUGCGCUUAUGUGUGCCGCUGAACACGGGCAUACAACCAUCGUCAAGCUACUGCUAGCCCAGACGGACAUCGAUCUACAUCUUAGAGAUAAUGAUGGUAGUACGGCCUUGUCAAUUGCUAUGGAAGCAGGUCACAAAGAUAUCGGUUUAUUGAUCUACGCGCAUAUGAAUUUUCAUGGGUCCAAAUCGAGCAGCACUACUUCGAGUCCGGUUCUUCCAACAGCCUCGCCUUCAACUACUUUAAGGCGAAAAGGUUCUCCUUUGCCUUAUUUGUAGUAUAGUUCAUGAAUCCCGUUCGUGCACACGUUGAUUAAAAAGAUUUCAAAUUUUCAAACUUAAUUGGUUUGGAGCUUUCCAUUAAUCUUUUUAGGCAGCUAUAAUGCAAUUCAACAUCACAAGUGCCAACUUUUUGUAACAUUCCAGCUAUGCGCAUUAGAAUAUUCGAGACUCAAUAAUAAAAAAUCUAGUACAUAAA